AUGGCUUUCCUGAUGUUCUGGGAUCUACUUGGCGAUAAGGGAUAUGCAUGUCGACCAUUCCUCAUGACACCAUUCAGGAAUCCAGACGGCCUCGCUGAGAAUGCCUACAACAGAUCUCACAAAAGAACACGAUCUGUUGUUGAACGAAUGUUCGGUAUAUGGAAGCGAAAAUUUCCUUGUUUGAAGGAGGGAAUACUGGUAAAGCUCGACACAUCCAUGGCUGUCAUAACUGCAACUGCCAUCUUGCAUAACAUUGCUAUAGAUCUGAAAGAGCCCGAUUUCGGUGUAGAGCGAGUUGUAGAGGAUGACGGCGCUAUGAUCAGACAUGUCGGAGAUGAAGAGAUGGGUGUAGUGGUGAGGCAGAGAAUAGUUCAACAGUGGUUUCUAUGA
Lineus longissimus is the source of this 390-nucleotide messenger RNA. Its product is annotated as putative nuclease HARBI1. NCBI's taxonomy places the organism in Eukaryota, Metazoa, Nemertea, Pilidiophora, Heteronemertea, Lineidae. The record is from RefSeq and is a predicted model, not a curated record. Bases 1 to 390 code for a protein of 129 amino acids. The transcript has a single exon.